Messenger RNA from Beauveria bassiana ARSEF 2860, 1803 nucleotides. Its product is annotated as ATP-dependent molecular chaperone HSC82. Gene Ontology annotation, biological process: cytoskeleton-dependent cytokinesis. Gene Ontology annotation, cellular component: microtubule cytoskeleton; cell division site; septin complex. Gene Ontology annotation, molecular function: GTP binding; molecular adaptor activity; GTPase activity. The record is from RefSeq and is a predicted model, not a curated record. Lineage: Eukaryota; Fungi; Ascomycota; Sordariomycetes; Hypocreales; Cordycipitaceae. The transcript has 3 exons. Bases 1 to 1803 code for a protein of 600 amino acids.
AUGCGACAGGUCCCUAGCGCACGCGUUUCCGCCGAUGCACAUGGCGGUUACACCGACUCCGCCGCCGCCAGCCAGUCCCUUGACAUCGGAAGCUGUGCCCUCGUCACUGAGAACGAAAUGGAGCUCGAGUUGGAGACUGGCAGCAUGAUGCCUCGCGGGCGCUCUUUCACCAAAAUUGGAUUCAUCGCGCAAAGAGACGUCUCAUUCUCACCUGUGCCACCCUCGUCUGCGUCGUCAUCGCCAGUCGUCGGGUCGACGAGAGACUUGGUAGCCGAGUCUUCAGUUCCGAAUACACCACCCAUAUCCGGAUUCUCGAGGCCAGAAUCAUCUCUAUCGUUUUUAUCGUCACCUCGAAAUUUCUCAAGCUCCUCGUCCGCCAUCGACCGCGACGGCUCCAUCGAGGACGCCAUCAUUACACAACAGCACAUUGAAGCGUACCGAGACCUGUCCCCUAGCAGUGUAGGGAGUCCUGUACCACAAUUCAUAAUGCCAAACCUCCGAAUCCCGCGCCGUCGUCCUUUUACCGAUGUUGGGCGGUCGCUGGGCAAGUUACGGCUGCUUGUUCUGGGGUCCCCAGGCACUGGCAAAACUUCCAUUAUCCGCUCCAUAUCCCAAUCCUGCGAGCACAUCGUUCACAUCGAUGCCGUGAAUACGAAUUUCAAUGGUCCAGUGUUGGAGAUUCAUGGCAGCACGCGUCCAUAUCAAUGGUGGCGAACAGAGAAUCCAUCCGAGACGCUUAGGCGGCGGAGAUCAUCUACCUCUGUGGAGGAGAUUUUGGACAGAAAUAUUUCUUUUCUAGAUUUUACGCCCCAGAGACCUGCCAGGGCCGCUCACGCUGUCGAUUUUCUCGAAUCAGCUUUGAUACCACUGUUGGAAAAGCAAAUGGCUGACACCGAUUUGGUUUCGCUACUGAGCGGUGGCAACGAAUCCAUCGUGCAUGCAGUAUUGUACAUGCUUCCAUCAACUGGUCUCACCAAAACAGACGCGGACGCAUUGUCCCGCCUUCAGACUGUCACAAACAUCAUCCCGCUACUUGCUCGCUCUGACGAAAUUGACGAACCAGCCAUUGAGGGUUUCAAGCAGAAACUACGAGAUGAGAUAGACGAUAUGGGCAUUGAUGUCUUCUCUUUUGCUCUCUUAAACGAGAGCGAUGACCACACUGGCGUUUUUGCCGUAUCCAACGUCACACAAGCAGAGAGUGACGUGAUGGAUGCAAGUUUUCUCAUGAAUUCUGCUUACAUCGAGCCGCUACUACCUACGGAUCUCAAGUCUCUUGUUGAGAAUAUAUUUUCUUUGGAGGGUGCAUCGCGACUGAGGCACUCCGCGGCCGUCAAGGCCGUGAAAUGGGCACAUGAACAGCAUCGACAGCAUCUGUCCAAGUCGGCCCUGACACGAUUCAACUCUGGCCACUCAACCGUCACAAUAGACCCCUUUUUUCAAGUGAAAGACUUGCGCCGGCUUGAGGCCUCGAGUUGGGCGCAGAGCCUACGACAGAGCUUGGAAUCGGAGCGCAUUAUAAAUGCCACCACCUCCACACAGCUCAUCGCGCGUGCCUCGGGAACCGUGACGCGACGACAGGACCGCCGCGGAAGCGGCCGUAAAAAACGACAUGCUCACCAUACUUGCGAUCAAGACCCCCUAGGCUUGGUCAGACUGGCAGCGCAGGUGAAGAGUACGGGGGCAUUCGCUGUUGAACUUAUCGGCGGCAUCGGAGUUGUCGGAUAUCUUGCGCUCUGCUUGAUGAAGCCCGAGUUUGCGGAUCGUAAUAUGCAGCUUUUCUCGCCAUCUUUUUUGGCAAUUUAG